CUGGCAUUUUUGACUCCAUAUAUUCUGGAGAGACUGAGCACCCUAGUUCAACUCGACGAGAAGUUUGAGUGCAGAAAGGGGAGGAAUUCCGAAUGAAAUUCCCGUCACCAAGAGUCACUCGAGUCAUUCAGAAAUGUCGGAUGCCUACAAACAACGAGUUCAGGAAUUCGAUGACCUGCUGAAUAGCACCUGUGUGGACAGGGAGAAAUUGAAGAAGUUCGCCUUUGAAGGCAUUCCGGAGGGUGCAGGACGACGAAGUCUCUCGUGGCGAAUCCUUUUGAACUACUUGCCUGAGGAACGGUCUACUUGGAAUGGGGUUUUAACCCAACAAAGGAAGUUGUAUCAACAAUUUUUAGAUGAAAUGAUCUUGGUGUCUCAUUCGGAAAAAAUCGUCGAGGACCAUCCACUCAAUCCCAAUCCGGAGAGUCAUUGGCAGUCGUUUUUCAAAGACAACGAAGUUUUACUACAGAUUGACAAAGAUGUACGUCGCCUUUGCCCAGACAUUUCCUUCUUUUCCCAGGGUUCCACACAUCCAAAUGUUUCCGUGGUCAAAGGUCGGGCCGAGCGACUUCAUCAACGUGUUCAACAAACCAGGCUCAACGCUCAAACCAUCGAAAGAAAAGGUUUAGGCAUGUCCAAGCUCUCCUUGUCCAAGAAGUUGGCCCCGGAAAGUUAUGCUCCCUUGGAAGAUGGCGAAGCUCAUUGGGAGAUUGUCGAGCGGAUUCUGUUUUUAUAUGCCAAACUCAAUCCUGGACAAAGUUAUGUCCAGGGGAUGAACGAAAUUAUUGGUCCCAUUUACUACGUGUUUGCCUCGGACUCCAAUGUAGAAUGGCGAGAAUAUGCCGAGGCGGAUUGCUUCUUUUGUUUCACCAAUCUCAUGUCGGACAUCCGGGAUUUCUUCAUCAAGACCUUGGAUGAGGCUGAGACUGGGAUCAAUGGUCUCAUGAUCCGGUUCAUGAAUCAGGUCAAAAUCCAAGACCCCAAAGUGCACCAAAGGCUGACUGAUCAAGACAUUAAGCCUCAGUUUUUCGCUUUUAGGUGGUUGACAUUGAUGCUUUCGCAAGAGUUUGACUUGCCGGACGUGCUCCGGAUUUGGGAUUCGUUACUCUGUGAUGAGACUCGGCGAGAUUUCCUUUUGGCCGUGUGCACAGCUAUGGUAGUUUUGGUCCGCGACGAUCUUUUGCACAACGAUUUUCCGGAGAACAUGAAACUGCUACAAAACUAUCCGUUCACGGACGUCCAAAUCAUUUUGUCCAAAGCCGCCAGUCUCAUGGCUUGACGUUAUCCAACCGUUUCGUUACUGUGAUAGGUGCCCUUAUUCCGCAGCAUUUGUAUCCUCCUUUCUUUCUAUCAUACUCAUCCAUCCAGGAAACCCUAAAACCCAAAUACACCCACCCGAUUCAAUGAUAUUGCCUGGUCCUCGGAUCUAGGAGUCUGAAUGUAUCUCUCUAUUUGCCCAGACAAUAAAAUCAGCAAACAUA
Messenger RNA from Tigriopus californicus, 1481 nucleotides. RefSeq names its product TBC1 domain family member 13-like. The record is from RefSeq and is a predicted model, not a curated record. The transcript is spliced from 9 exons. NCBI's taxonomy places the organism in Eukaryota, Metazoa, Arthropoda, Copepoda, Harpacticoida, Harpacticidae. Gene Ontology annotation, molecular function: GTPase activator activity. Gene Ontology annotation, biological process: activation of GTPase activity; intracellular protein transport. The coding region runs from base 134 to 1279 and encodes 381 amino acids.